CGGUGUGGGUCGCGGGGCGCGCUCCCGUCCGGCCACGCGCUCCGCUCGGCGCUCAUCACAUCGCGAUCGCACCCGCGCCCGUCGCUGCCCGCCGCGCCCCAGUGCCUUACGAGGCGCGCUUCGAGACUUACGUGUCGCGUGUAGUUGAUCGUCGUCGCUCCCGAUGUUGUGCUGUGCCCCUGUGACUGUGUCUCGGUGACGGUGACCAGCACCUGCCAAUCUCGCUAUAAACACACCAUGGGGUGCGGCCGCGGACUCUGCACUGCUGACAAAAUCUUCAUCUUCAUCAAUAUUGCCUUUGCGAUGUACAGCGGCGCGCUGCUGGCGACGGCCGCGCGGCUGGCGUGGGACCCCAGCACCUACACCUGGUUCCGCUUCCUGUGCGCGACGCAGUACCGCGUGUCGGCGGCCUACGUGCUCGCGGCCGGCCUGUGGCUCGCCGCGCUCGUGUACAUCGCCGCCGCGGCCGCGCACCGCUCCGCGCGCACCUGUCUGCACAUCUACGCGGCGGGCGUGGCGUGCCUGGCCGUGAGCGAGGUGGCGUACGGCGCGUGGAUGGUCACGUCGCUGGCGGCGUGGUGGCGCAGCGCGCCCGAGGCCGAGCUGGCGCGCCACGGCAUGGACCUGCUGCACGACCUCAAGCCCGCGCUUCUUGCCGUGGAGCGCUACCGCGACGUGGCGCGCCCGCUCUAUGACAUGAUCGAGGAAGUAGAGCGGGAAGCGCCCAACAACGCCUUCGUGAUCGCCGUGUUCGCUGUCAUCGGCAUCAUACUGCAGAUAGCAGCGUUCGUGAUGGCGCGGCGGCUGGCGCGGCGUCCCGACGCGGAGUCCCGCGCGGGCCCGGAGCCCUGCGCCUGCGACUGCGACUGCGACAAGCGCGCCUGCGACGAUGACAGCGACAGCGACGCGCGCGACGCGCCGCCCGGCUGGCGCAAGAAGGCCAACCUCCGCAUGUACACCAUACUCGAUAAGAUUUUCUAGCAGGACGAAACGACGGCGUCGCGGGCGGAGGCGGCCACGCGCCCCCCGCGGCCCCCGCGCGCCGCGCCCGCCGCGCCCCCCGCGCCCCGCCCCGCGCCCGCGCCGGCCGCGCUGGCGUCGCGCGACGCGCGCUGGGCCGCCGUGCACGCGCAGUUCACGUCGUCGCGCCGCACGCUGCGCGCGCCCCCCGCGCCCUCCGCGCCCUCCGCCCUGCUCAUCCUGCGCGCUGAGCUCUAGCUGCGAACGAAGCGAAUUUAUGAACAUUGAGAUAUUGAACAGAGUUAUAUUACUUGAAAAUAUUCGAAUACACCGACGUGAUAUCGGGAGUCGAGGUUCAGUCGUAUUAGAUACUGAAACGUGUUCUGGGGUUACCGCCGACGAUAUGCCAAUACUAAAGUCAUGGUGACGUCUCUAAUAUUACUGAAUCAUGAGUAUCUUAUUAGUGUGAGGUGACGCCAAUCUCUUGUUAUUUUUUUAGAAUAACUAUUUGUAAAAUACUUUAUACCAGAGCGAUUUAUAAAAUAUUUCGUCAAAUUCUGUUGUUCAUUCGAAGUGCACUUUUAUUAGACAUUAUAAAAAUGUUUUUGGGUAACGUUUGCGAGUUUCGGUGCCGCAGAGUAGAAUUGUAAUUAUACGUUAAUACUUAAGACAAUGUUAUACAUCGAAUGUACAAAUUGCGAAGUGCCCGAUGCUGCCGGCGAGCGCAGCGGCACUCGGGCGGCACUCGGGCGGCACUCGCAUUGUACAUCGUAUUAUUAGACUCUAACAGACUGCCAUAUUGUUUAAUGUUUAGAUAUUUGUUAUUCUAGAUAAGAUAUAUAUGUAGGUUGUAUCGAUUAGAGUAAGUCGUACCAUAUCAGCGCGGGAGACGCGCCUGCCGAGCUCCGUGUUCAACGACACCGACGACGCCGAUACGAGCGUAUCGCACUGUACGUAUACUUUCAUUUAUUUUUAUACUUCGAUUAGUUUUCUUACCUCGUAGUGAUAUUAUCGAGAGACUUGUGGUGCUAUAACUCUCGGAGUGGCCCGCGAGCUGCCCGAGCGGCCGAGUCGCCGGCGGGGCUUCGCCAGCGGAGCACAAAGACGUGAGUUCCAUAGUUUCUGUGAUCGGCCGGCAGUAGGUACGGUGGUUAGAGACCGAGGGCCGCGCGGGCGCCGGAGGAGCCGGGCGGGUCGAGUGCGCCCGCGCGGGAGCUCCCGCGGCUGUUAGACAAUAAGGGGAAGUGCGGGACGUCACCUUCUCGUUAAGCCUUAAGACUAUCAAGCAAUAAAGUGAU
Molecule: messenger RNA, 2258 nt
Organism: Vanessa tameamea
Lineage: Eukaryota; Metazoa; Arthropoda; Insecta; Lepidoptera; Nymphalidae
Exons: 6
Coding region: 238-981 (247 amino acids)
Source: RefSeq, a predicted model, not a curated record